AUGUUUUCGUUUUUGUGGAAAGUUCCGAGUUCGGCAAUGGCUGAUGCAAUAUUUUCCGAAGCUUUUGCUUGUAUCGAACAAGGACUUUGUUAUGAUGAAGUUGAUGAUUUUGUGAGUUUUUUAAGAGGAGGGAUUUGGGAAAGAAAAUUUGAAUGCUUGCGAGGUUUUUACCUAGAAAAUUAAAAAAUGUAAUAAUUUAACCUGAAAUUUUAACUUUUCGAUAAAAAUUGAGUUUUUUCAGAAAAAAAUUAUAAAUUUUUCACUGUUUCAAAAUUUCUAGAACUUUAGUUUUCAAAAGUUGAUAAGUAGUUCCAUGGCUAACAGUAUUCUCGGAAUAAACAUUGAAGAAAUUCCAAAAAAAAAUCACGUUUUCAAAAUUAAAUUUUUCACGUAUUUUUUGUUGAGAAUUUGAUCAUUUCGAGAUUUUUUCACCAUGGAAACUGUGAGUUAAAAAAUAUUUGUUCAGUUAAAAUACCGAAUUUAGGCGGAAAAAUACUCUCACAUUUUUCCAGGAAAAUACGCUUGCGAUGUACGAACGAGGCCUGAAUUUGAUAAAUGAGGGCGAAAAGCAGAAAAAGGCCAAAAAAUCAGCACUUUAUCCAGUUUUACAAGAGGCUAAGAAAAGUGUGGAACAUAGGUGAGAUUUUUGGGAGAAAAUUUUGAAAAUCGAAGAAAUUCACUGUUUCAAAAAAUUUGUAAAUUUUCGAUUUGAUUUCCAUGAAUAUGGUUUUGAUUUACUUGAAUAAAAACAAUUUUUUUUGAAAAUUUUGACAAAAAUAUUUCAUAUAGAAAUGAAUCUGAAAAUUGGUUGGAAGCAUUUAGUUUUGAUUUUCUUGGCUGAAAUUUGAGAAAAAACGUUCAAAAAGUGAACUUUUCCAAUUCCAAAAAAUCUCAACUUUUCAGAAUAAAAACAAUGCGAAAAGACGGACCGAAACCAUCAAAAAAUGAAGAAAAAGCGAAAAUUGACGAUGAAAACUCUGUGGAAAAUGAAAAAGAGCAAAUUCGACAACAAUUGGAUUCGUUUGGAAGUCAAGAAGCUGAAUUGAUUUAUUUUUUGCCAGAAGGUGUUCAACUUUUUACAAUUGAUGUGAGGAUUUGGGGGAAUUUUGGGCUAGAAAAUGGGAUUUUUCAUGGUUUUUUACGCAAAAACAUCUAAUUUUGAUCCAAAAGUUAGUUUCACGAUAAAAUUCAAAAUUUUUGUUAGUUUUUUUGUUAAAAAAAGAUCUACGGAAGUUGUUUCAGUAAAAGUUGCAAGUCGCAAAUUUUCCGUUCAAAAUUCUUGAUUUUUAAGCCAAUAUCAAACUUUUGCAGGGUUCCUCGACAACUGCUCCAACCGAUCCAACUUCUCUGCAAAUCCUCAAAUUUCCAAAUUCCUCUGAAUUUUCGGAUUCUGAAAAUUUUGACACAAAAGCCUUUAUUCAAGUUGGACCAUGGGUUUAUCCUUUGAUGGGCGAAAAAACACCGAUUUUGAAAAAUGAGUUUGGAGCUUAUGUUUUGGCAAAUCCGACACCCGAGAAACCAAGUUAGUUUCUUUGUUGGUUAAUUUUUUUGAGGGAAAAAUGGUUUGAGAAGUUUAAGUUUUCAUGUUGAAAUUUCACAUUUUUUAUUGAGAGACUUCGGGAAUCAAUCUAGUCGAAAAAUAAAAGGAAAAAAAAUAAUAUUUUCAAAAUUGAGAAUCUCAAAAUUUACAUAUUUCCCCUUCAAAAAUUCUAAUUUUUCUUGCAGAUCUUAUGGUUGCAAUUCUUCUAUCUUCCGACAUCGAAUCUCGCCUUAUUCAAGAACUCGACCAAGUCCUUCAAGAAUUUUCGAAUUUCAAAAAUUCUCAAGAAGACCUUCCUCUCACCACUGAUGAAAAACAACGAAUCAGCACUAAAAUCUCGAAAUUCCUUAUAAAAAGUGGACAAAAAUUAGCGUGGGGAGUUGAAACAACUACGGUAAAAGUAGUGAGCCACGUGGAAGAGAAUGGCGAAAAAUAUCGAGAAAAUUUGACGGAAACUGAAAAACCGAUAAAUGUUUCGCCGAUUGUUAAAGGAAGUGUUGUUUAUAUGCAUAAAGGAACAAAAGUUGUGGCGAAAUGCACGAGAUAUUUAUGUGAGUUUAUUUUUAGGAGCAGCAAGGGGAGGAGGGUUGAAACUUCUUAAAAUCUGAAAAAUUGAAGUUUUUUAAAAUUUGUUGCAAACAAAAGCCAACAUCAUUUUGAAAACCCAUCAAAAUUAUAUACAAUUUUGAAACAUAAUUUUUUGGGGAAAAAUCUGCAUUUCGGUUAUUUUUGUUUAAAAUUUAAAAAAAACCUAUAAUCAUUUUUUGAAACAGCAAUGUUUUUCGAUAUUGAAAAAAAUCGUGAAUUUUUAAUUUUUGACUAGAAAAUCUCUCAAAAAAUUCUGAACUUUCUGAAACAGUGAAUUUUUAUAGCUCCAACUUCAUGGUAAUCAGAAAGAAUGAAAAUUUAAUUUUUCUGGGAAUUUUCAACAUCAAAUUAUUUUUAAAAAUCAAAGUUGAAUAUUUGAUUGCCAAUUUUUGCAGUAGACAAAAUUGGUGACAUUGGUGUGUCUAUGGGUAAAAAGUUGGCCGAUUCAGCUCAGAAAAAAUUCGGAGACGGAAAAACUGGUGGAUUAGUAUCGGGAACAAUUGAAAUAAUUGGAGGAGGAAUAACUGGAAUUAGUACAAUUUGGAUGAGUUUAGAAGAUGGAAGUAUUGCAUUAUGUCGAAGUAUUGCAAAUCAAACUGUCAAAAAUGUCAAAUUAAAAUAUGGAGAAGAAGCGAGUGAAACAACACAUCAUGCAUUAUUUGCGGCUGGACAUGGUGGAUUGGCAGCCGCACAGAUUUGGGAUUUGGGACCGAGAAGUGUUGCUGGAAGAAUGGCGAGAAAAGCUGGAAUACAGGUGAGGAAAUUAAGAGGAAUUUGGGAUUUUUCUGAGUUUAACGCUGAAAAUUCUAAAUUUUUCACUGUUUCAAAAAAUAUAGAUAUUUUUGAUGGCUUUUUCGAAAAUUAUUGAAUACCUAUUUGACAAAAAUUGAUUUUCGUAUCAUAAGAAUUGUAAAAUUUAAUUCUGAAAAUCCACGCGGCGAAAUGUUAAUCUGAAAAAUUUUUGCGGGAAAUUUCACUGUUUCAAAAAAUUUAGGAUCCUAGGAAUUUUUUAGUAUGAAAAAUGAUCCUAAAAAUCCAUGUGGCAAAAAAUAACCCAGAAAAAACCCGAAAUUUUAGGCCAAAUUUUCUUAUCCAAAAAAUCCCGUGAUUUUUGCAGAUGGUUCGAGAUUUGGAUCGAAAAGGAAGUCAAGCAUCAACUGCAGAACUCCAACUCAAAAAAUCGCUGUAA
Molecule: messenger RNA, 3317 nt
Organism: Caenorhabditis angaria
Lineage: Eukaryota; Metazoa; Nematoda; Chromadorea; Rhabditida; Rhabditidae
Source: the annotation of a GenBank genome assembly